AGCCCUGAGCCUCCAGUCUCCUCCGCCUCCAUGCAGCAACAUUUGGUCAUCCUUGUUAUUCUUUCAUUGAUGGUGCAAUCCGGAACCAUGCCAUGUACUCUCAGAGGUCCCACUUGCAGACACGUGGUGCGACUUCGGGGAGGGGAGGAUCAGCAGCGGACGUCAAACAUCACGCCAUACUCUGUGGAGGGGGAGACAGACUACGAGAAGAUCGUCACGUUGUUCGGGUCCAAGGAGAUUGACAGCGAGCUUAUCAGCAGACUUGAGCGAGUGACUGGCAGAGCAGCGCACCACCUCAUCAGAAGGAAACCUCACUCGCUCACUCGACGGAAUAUCUUCUUCUCUCACAGAGAUCUCGAUAAGAUACUUGACAUGUACGAAGCUGGGACACCAUUCUAUAUCUAUACCGGAAGGGGUCCUUCCUCAUCCUCUCUUCAUGUCGGACAUCUGAUUCCAUUCAUGAUCACGCAAUGGCUACAAGAGGCUUUCAAUGUUCCGGUCGUGAUACAACUGACGGACGAUGAAAAGUUUCUCUGGAAGGGAGGCAAUCUUAGCACGUAUCAACAGUUUGCGACCGAGAACGCCAAAGAUAUUAUGGCAGUAGGUUUCAACCCAGAGUUGACUUAUAUCUUCACCAACACCCUGGACAUCUCAUCGCUCUACCCAACUGUCUUGCAGAUCCAGAGAUUGAUUAAUGCGAACAAAGUUCAAGCUGUCUUCGGACUACAAGAAAGCAACAACGUUGGGCAAUUUGCGUUUCCUGCAAUGCAGAUUGCUCCAUCUUUCCCAGACUGUUUCGUGGACAUCUUCGGGGGCUCUACGAGGCUGCCCUGCUUGAUUCCUUGUGCGAUUGAUCAAGAUCCGUAUUUCCGAUUGGCAAGAGACGUCGCAGCGAGAUUGAACAUGACAAAACCGGCUCUGCUGCACAGCAAAUUCAUUCCUGCGCUGCAAGGCGACUCGGGAGGUGCCGGCAAGAUGAGCGCGUCCGUGGAAGAGUCCGCCAUUUAUCUCACAGACUCUCCUCAACAAAUCAAGAACAAGAUCAACAGAUAUGCUUUCACUGGCGGGCGAGCUACAGUGGAAGAGCAUCGCAGAUUGGGAGGCGACUUGAAGGUCGAUGUCCCCUUCAGAUACAUCGAAUUCUUCCAUGAAAACGACACGCAUGUGCAAGAACUAGCGAGAUCCUACACCAACGGCACACUCUUGAGUGGAGAGAUGAAGUCAGAGGCGAUCUCCUGCCUUCAGGAUAUUGUGAAGCGACAUCAAGAGCGAAGGAAGGAAAUUUCGGAUGAAGUCUUGUCUUUCGUUCGCUCAAGGAGAAGAAUAACUAUUCCGAUGAAAAAAGCUGCUUAA
Molecule: messenger RNA, 1353 nt
Organism: Guillardia theta CCMP2712
Lineage: Eukaryota; Cryptophyceae; Pyrenomonadales; Geminigeraceae
Exons: 16
Coding region: 31-1353 (440 amino acids)
Biological process (GO): tryptophanyl-tRNA aminoacylation
Cellular component (GO): cytoplasm
Molecular function (GO): tryptophan-tRNA ligase activity; ATP binding
Source: RefSeq, a predicted model, not a curated record